Messenger RNA from Penicilliopsis zonata CBS 506.65, 729 nucleotides. RefSeq lists its product as hypothetical. The record is from RefSeq and is a predicted model, not a curated record. Bases 59 to 337 code for a protein of 92 amino acids. The transcript has a single exon. Lineage: Eukaryota; Fungi; Ascomycota; Eurotiomycetes; Eurotiales; Aspergillaceae.
ACAAACACUCGCCUGAGCUGGAGAUCUCCGCGUGGCUCGAGCGACUGUCGCCCAUCUCAUGACCUGCGGCAUUUUUGCACCUACGCCUCCAGGUAGCGCCUAUCUAUUGAAAAAAAAAAACAAGAAUACCCCCAGUUUACUCGUUUUUUUCGGGGUUCCUGACUGGCCUGGUCACUACUGUAUAACCUAUGAUAUUUUUACCUUUGGUCUGGAAACGUUAAUUCGCCCACGCUUGUCGAAUCUCCGCGGCCUCGCAGAAGGCCCUACCGUCGGGUGUCAAAUCAGCGUGGUGAACCGAAUUAACGUGGCACCCGCUGCAAGCGACACGAUGCACUAGCCCACCUUGCUGCAUUAGUACAUAUCUACUACAUAUCUCUAUCGGUGAGCUGGAGGGGGGGGAUGCUUAAUGCAGUCUCCUGGCGCCAGACCAAUCAACCCAAGGCCAAUUCGGUUUAUAUAGCGCUUUUCGCGCUCGCCCUUCACAGCAGUUACAACUGCAACGCCCGGGUGGUCUAGUGGUAUGAUUCUCGCUUAGGGUCCACCCUACAGCAUAGCAUGCGAGAGGUCCCGCGUUCGAUCCGCGGCUCGGGCCAUUUCUUUUUUCUUUUUUAUUGGAUGACCCUUGCUUGUUUCUUAUUCCAUCAUAUCCUACCUAGAAUCACAUUGUCUGUCUGUCUACUCUCAAGUGAUUGGAAGUCAAUUAGAAUUUUUGCUUCACCUCUUACAGGG